This is a messenger RNA of Oreochromis niloticus (Nile tilapia), 6150 nucleotides long. RefSeq names its product mucin-2-like. The transcript has 4 exons. The coding region runs from base 1 to 5898 and encodes 1965 amino acids. The record is from RefSeq and is a predicted model, not a curated record. Lineage: Eukaryota; Metazoa; Chordata; Actinopteri; Cichliformes; Cichlidae.
AUGCCUAAACGUAUAGUGAGGGUGUGCUGGGAAUGCCUAGCAAAGGCCCUGGUCCGUGACAUCUUUAACGCACACCUCCGGCAGAGCUUCAACAGCAUUCUGAGAGAGACUAGGGACAUUGAGUCCAAAUGGACCAUGUUCAGCAAAUCCAUUGCCGAAGUCGCUGCACUGAGCUGUGUCCUCAAAUGGUUGGUGCCUGUUGUGGUGGUAACCCCCGAACCAAAUGCUACCUCCUCUGGAACUACAGCAACACAAAUCUACAAGGCGUGUGCAUCUUCCUCUCUGUGUCCAGCUACGGGCUCUCAGACAUUUUCAGUUGACGUGGGUGUUCAAAGUGCUCUUGCAUCUGCCACAUGCUGCAACACGGAUAACUGUAACUCACAAACUCUGGCUGCUCCUACUCCUCAGUCAAGUAAUGGCCGACUAUGUAACGUUUGUUCCACUUCUCAGUGCAACACUCCAUUACAGUGUCAGGGAGUGGAGGACCAAUGCUUUCAGUCAAUGAUGAAUGAUGGCACCAACACUUUUCCAGCUUAUGGCUGUGCAUCUACAAACCUGUGUGCAGCUGCUAAAAGUCUUGGUUCUAUACCUUUUAUACACAACUUUGGUACCAUAACAAGUGGACCAACCUGCUCUCUAGCUUCAACUGCAGUACCAACCACCACAAUACGACCCAUUCGAGUCAAACGACAACAACAGCUGCCCAAACCACAACCUCAAAACCAUCUGUUGAAACCACGACCAUGGCACCAAGAACCACAAAAACAGCAACCUAAGCACGGACCAACAUGGCCCAAACAAGAAAAAUGUGCUCACACAACAACAACAGCCACUCCAACCACAAGCAGUAGCGCACUAAUCACAACAGCUACGCCAAGCACUGCUACUGCAGUUCCAACCACAACAACAGCAGGACUAACCACCACAUUUGAAGCUCAAACCACAACCACAGCUGCAUCAACCACUACAACAACAGCUCCGACCACGACCACUGUGACACCAACUAUCACAACAGCUUCUCCAACCACGACAACUGUGGCACCAACCAUCACAACAGCAGCUGCUCCAACCACAACCACUGCAGCACCAACCAGCACCAAAAGUGCUCCAAUAAUAACGAUAGAGGUGCAAUCUACCACAACAGCUGCUCUCACUGCAACCCCUGUGGAACAAACCACAACAACAAUAACUUCAACCACAGUGGCACCAACCACCACAACAGCUACGCCAAGCACUGCUACUGCAGUUCCAACCACAACAACAACAGGGCUAACCACCACAUUUGAAGCUCAAACCACAACCACAGCUGGAUCAACCACUACAACAACAGCUCCAACCACGACCACUGUGACACCAACAACCACUAUAACUGCCCCAACCAAUACCACGGCCACUCAAACCACGACCACUGCAGCACCAACCACUGCAUAUGUAGCUCAAACCAAUGCAGGACCAAGCACAACAGCUGCUUCAACCAAGACCACAGUGGCACCAACAGCUUCUCCAACCAUGACAACUGUGGCACCAACCAUCACAACAGAAGCUGCUCCAACCACAACCACUGCAGCACCAACCAGCACCAAAGGUGCUCCAAUAAUAACAACAGAGGUGCAAACCACCACACCAGCUGCUCUCACCACGACCCCUGUGGCACAAACCACAACAACAACAGCUUCAACCACGACCACAGUGGCACCAACCACCACAACAGCUCCUCCAACCACCACAACUGUGGCACAAACCACCACAGCAGCUGCUCCAACCACGACCACUGCAGCAUCAACCACAGCAAAAGCUGUCCCAACCAUUACCAGUGAGGAGCGAACCACGAUCCCAGUUACUCCAACCAUUGACACUGCAGCUCAAAUUACAACAACAGCAGCACAAACCACCACAACAACUAUAAAUAUAGCUAAAACGACGUCCAAUACUGCACUAACCACAACAGCUGCUCCAAUCCCGACUACGGCCAUACCAAGUUCAACAACGGCUGCAUCACCCACUACAACAACUGAAACAAUAACUCCACCUGAAACAGGAACACAAGCUGUUCCAACCCCGACCAUUGGGACACCAACCACCACCACCAGUAUCCCUACCACUGCCACCGCAGCUCAAACCACAAUAGCAGCACAAACCUCAACAGCAGUUGCUCCAACCACAACCACGGAAGCACCAACAAGCACCACAGGUGCUCCAAUAACAACCUCUGUCACUUUGAUUACAACAGCUGCACCAACCACUACAACAGCAGAUUUAACCAUGACCACUGUUGAAGCAACCAACACAACAAUUGCUCCGAGCACAACGGCUGUGGCACCGGUCACUACCAUAGUCACUUCAGCCAUAACAACAGCGCCACCAACCACAACAACAGCUACCCCACCCAUGACCACUGCCACCCUAACCACCACAACAGAACCAUUGCCACACCAUUCACAUCAACCAAAGCCCAAACCAGAACCAACACCACCCAAAUCGCCACCAUGUGCUGAACACAGAACCACUGUGGCACCAACCACAACAACAGCUGGACCAGCUACAACAAAUGCAAACCAAAGCACCACAACAGGUGUUCCAACCACUACCACUGCACCAGAAACCACAACAACAACUCUAACCACGACCACUGUGCCCACGACUACAACAGCUACGCCAAGCACUGCUACUGCAGUUCAAACCACAACAACAACAGGGCUAACCACCACAUUUGAAGCUCAAACCACAACCACAGCUGGAUCAACCACUACAACAACAGCUCCAACCACGACCACUGUGACACCAACAACCACUAUAACUGCCCCAACCAAUACCACGGCCACUCAAACCACGACCACUGCAGCACCAACCACCACAUAUGUAGCUCAAACCAAUGCAGGACCAAGCACAACAGCUGCUUCAACCAAGACCACAGUGGCACCAACAGCUUCUCCAACCAUGACAACUGUGGCACCAACCAUCACAACAGAAGCUGCUCCAACCACAACCACUGCAGCACCAACCAGCACCAAAGGUGCUCCAAUAAUAACAACAGAGGUGCAAACCACCACACCAGCUGCUCUCACCACGACCCCUGUGGCACAAACCACAACAACAACAGCUUCAACCACGACCACAGUGGCACCAACCACCACAACAGCUCCUCCAACCACCACAACUGUGGCACAAACCACCACAGCAGCUGCUCCAACCACGACCACUGCAGCAUCAACCACAGCAAAAGCUGUCCCAACCAUUACCAGUGAGGAGCGAACCACGAUCCCAGUUACUCCAACCAUUGACACUGCAGCUCAAAUUACAACAACAGCAGCACAAACCACCACAACAACUAUAAAUAUAGCUAAAACGACGUCCAAUACUGCACUAACCACAACAGCUGCUCCAAUCCCGACUACGGCCAUACCAAGUUCAACAACGGCUGCAUCACCCACUACAACAACUGAAACAAUAACUCCACCAGAAACAGGAACACAAGCUGUUCCAACCCCGACCAUUGGGACACCAACCACCACCACCAGUAUCCCUACCACUGCCACCGCAGCUCAAACCACAAUAGCAGCACAAACCUCAACAGCAGUUGCUCCAACCACAACCACGGAAGCACCAACAAGCACCACAGGUGCUCCAAUAACAACCUCUGUCGCUUUGAUUACAACAGCUGCACCAACCACUACAACAGCAGAUUUAACCAUGACCACUGUUGAAGCAACCACCACAACAAUUGCUCCGAGCACAACGGCUGUGGCACCGGUCACUACCAUAGUCACUUCAGCCAUAACAACAGCACCACCAACCACAACAACAGCUACCCCACCCAUGACCACUGCCACCCUAACCACCACAACAGAACCAUUGCCACACCAUUCACAUCAACCAAAGCCCAAACCAGAACCAACACCACCCAAAUCGCCACCAUGUGCUGAACACAGAACCACUGUGGCACCAACCACAACAACAGCUGGACCAACUACAACCAAUGCAACCCAAAGCACCACAACAGGUGUUCCAACCACUACCACUGCACCAGAAACCACAACAACAACUCUAACCACGACCACUGUGCCCACGACCACAACAGCUUCGCCAAGCACUGCUACUGCAGUUCCAACCACAACAACAACAGGGCUAACCACCACAUUUGAAGCUCAAACCACAACCACAGCUGGAUCAACCACUACAACAACAGCUCCAACCACGACCACUGUGACACCAACAACCACUAUAACUGCCCCAACCAAUACCACGGCCACUCAAACCACGACCACUGCAGCACCAACCACCACAUAUGUAGCUCAAACCAAUGCAGGACCAAGCACAACAGCUGCUUCAACCAAGACCACAGUGGCACCAACAGCUUCUCCAACCAUGACAACUGUGGCACCAACCAUCACAACAGAAGCUACUCCAACCACAACCACUGCAGCACCAACCAGCACCAAAGGUGCUCCAAUAAUAACAACAGAGGUGCAAACCACCACACCAGCUGCUCUCACCACGACCCCUGUGGCACAAACCACAACAACAACAGCUUCAACCACGACCACAGUGGCACCAACCACCACAACAGCUCCUCCAACCACCACAACUGUGGCACAAACCACCACAGCAGCUGCUCCAACCACGACCACUGCAGCAUCAACCACAGCAAAAGCUGUCCCAACCAUUACCAGUGAGGAGCGAACCACGAUCCCAGUUACUCCAACCAUUGACACUGCAGCUCAAAUUACAACAACAGCAGCACAAACCACCACAACAACUAUAAAUAUAGCUAAAACGACGUCCAAUACUGCACUAACCACAACAGCUGCUCCAAUCCCGACUACGGCCAUACCAAGUUCAACAACGGCUGCAUCACCCACUACAACAACUGAAACAAUAACUCCACCAGAAACAGGAACACAAGCUGUUCCAACCCCGACCAUUGGGACACCAACCACCACCACCAGUAUCCCUACCACUGCCACCGCAGCUCAAACCACAAUAGCAGCACAAACCUCAACAGCAGUUGCUCCAACCACAACCACGGAAGCACCAACAAGCACCACAGGUGCUCCAAUAACAACCUCUGUCGCUUUGAUUACAACAGCUGCACCAACCACUACAACAGCAGAUUUAACCAUGACCACUGGUGAAGCAACCACCACAACAAUUGCUCCGAGCACAACGGCUGUGGCAUCGGUCACUACCAUAGUCACUUCAGCCAUAACAACAGCGCCACCAACCACAACAACAGCUACCCCACCCAUGACCACUGCCACCCUAACCACCACUACAGAACCAUUGCCACACCAUUCACAUCAACCAAAGCCCAAACCAGAACCAACACCACCCAAAUCGCCACCAUGUGCUGAACACAGAACCACUGUGGCACCAACCACAACAACAGCUGGACCAACUACAACCAAUGCAACCCAAAGCACCACAACAGGUGUUCCAACCACUACCACUGCACCAGAAACCACAACAACAACUCUAACCACGACCACUGUGCCCACGACCACAACAGCUUCGCCUAGUACUUUCACUGCAGUUCAAACCACUACAAAUGACAGUCCAACCACUGCCACAACAGUCGCAACUACAAAAACUAUCAUUACCACAACCACUGCAGAGCCAACCACAAUGAAAGGUGCUCAAACCACAGCCCUCCCAACCACCACAACACCUUCCACAAGCACCACAACAUCUGGGUCAAGCACAUUUGGUUUUCCAACCACAACAGCUGUGGGACCAACCAUGACAACCGUUCCUGUAACAACCUCUGUCUCCCCAGUUUCAGAAGAUUCAACCUCGUCAUCUCAGUCACCCACGACUUUAACGACAGCAAGUAACUCAUCUUCCAUUAGAAUGAAUGUAGUCCAUUUUCUACUCGGACUUCUUCUUUUUACCCUAUAUUAGAAAACAGGUAAUUCAUAGAUGGAAAGCGAAAACAUUACCAAUAAAUUAUGAAAGUAGCUUCUUUUGAAGAUCAGACUUAUGUUUACUUUGUACCUCCGCCUCUCACCCUAUGGCAUCUGGGAUAGGCUCCAGCACAAACAACCAAAAGGAACUAAGACACCCACAUGAUAAGCAUGGAAGAAUGGAUGAAUGGAUGGCAGAAUUUCUAGAACAACGCACAAAAAUCUACUAGAUAACACGUAAUAAAGUAAU